Trichomonas vaginalis G3 is the source of this 594-nucleotide messenger RNA. RefSeq names its product intracellular sterol transport. The transcript has a single exon. NCBI's taxonomy places the organism in Eukaryota, Parabasalia, Trichomonadida, Trichomonadidae. Bases 1 to 594 code for a protein of 197 amino acids. The record is from RefSeq and is a predicted model, not a curated record.
AUGCCCAAUGAAAAUUCUUAUUACAGAUAUGAUCCAUUAGUUCAUGUCUCCUUAAGCUCAUCCCCAAUGAAGGAGCUUUAUGGACAUCAUGAUUUUCAUUUUGAUCUUCCAAACAUGGAUCAAUCAAUAAUAAUAAAUUUCCUCAAUAAUAAUGGAAAUGCUAACUGUUAUCCAAUCGGAUUUCUCAAGCUCAAUACAAACAGCUUAAGAAUCGGUGAUGUUGUUGAUAAUUGGUAUCCUUUAACUCCAGCCAAUGAACAAAAAUAUGCUGGCGAAGUUCAUUUGAAACUCCAAGUCGCCCCAACAGGACAUCCGGCAUUUCAGCCAUUAAACACAAGAGAACAGCCACAAAAUUGUGGUUAUUAUCCUCAGCAACAACAAGUUACUCUUGCCCAAUUCACCGUUGAAAGUCAAAAUCCAAAACAUUCCCACAUUGGUGAAUAUCUCCGAAGCCAUCCUUUAACGGAAAGAAUGGGCAGGUGUGCAGAAAGGAGAGCUGAAAGAAGGGAAAUGAGAGAAGAAAAGAAAGGAAUGAAGCUUGUCGAGAAAGGAGCUAAAAUCAUGAUGAAAGGAGUCUCAAGGAUGGCCAAUUAA